This is a messenger RNA of Drosophila montana, 2479 nucleotides long. RefSeq names its product hexosaminidase D. The transcript is spliced from 3 exons. Bases 135 to 2249 code for a protein of 704 amino acids. NCBI's taxonomy places the organism in Eukaryota, Metazoa, Arthropoda, Insecta, Diptera, Drosophilidae. Gene Ontology annotation, molecular function: hexosaminidase activity. The record is from RefSeq and is a predicted model, not a curated record.
CUUUACACGCUCACUCUCUCUCUGUCUCUCAUUUUUUGUGUACAUGCAUUUGUGUGUAUGGGUUGGUACAAUUACUGCGAGUGCGUCGAUACUGCAUUCGGUAUGUUUUGUUAAAUGAAGAAAAGUGCUAACGGAUGCACUCAAAUUUGCUGAUAUUUAUUUGGCGCCGUAAACUUUCAUUUCUGGUGCUGGCGUCGGGUCUUGUCUUGCUUGGACUCUGGACAUGGGCCAUACUUAUUGAUAGUACGAAAACACUGCCAGCAUUUACACAGCAGACAUCGCAGUCCGGCGAGGCCAAUUAUCAGCACGUUCACAUCAUACAGAAGUUGAUUGCCCAAGCGAAUCGUGUGCUGCGCGCCGAGCGACAAAAGGAUAACGCGGAGCGGCCAUCGCCGGCACAGCGUUUGCUGGGCAACGUGCGCUUUGUGCGUCCGACACAGGCCAAGAAGGCGCCGCUGCCGUUGGCCGAGAGCUAUCUGUUUGAGCAGGAACGCCUGAAGAUCCUAGAGCAACAGCAGCGCCAGCGCAACGCAGGCAUGGACGAGCUCAAUGCCAAUGCCGAGGAUGAUCGCAUGCUCAGCUCUGCGGAGCGUCAGACCCAAUACGAGCACGAAUUGCAACGCAUGGGCGUACCAGCUGUCGCUGGCAUUGGCCCGGAUGGACCACGUGCUCCACAAGAGCGACUGGUCCACCUCGAUCUUAAGGGCGCACCACCCAAGCUGAGCUUUCUCAAGCAACUCUUGCCCGUGCUGCGCGCCCUGGGCGCCACGGGGCUGCUUAUCGAGUACGAGGAUAUGUUUCCCUACACCGGCGCGCUGCAGCCCCUUGCUGCUCACAAUGCCUACAAGGAAGCCGAACUGAAAGAUUUUCUGGAAACGGCUUGGGUCGAGUAUGGCCUGAGCGUGAUGCCGCUGGUCCAAACUUUUGGGCAUCUGGAGUACGCACUGAAGUUGUCCGGAUUUGAGCAGCUGCGCGAGCUGCCCGAGAGUCCGCAGUCAAUUUGUCCCAGUCAACCGCAGAGUCUGGCCUUGCUGGAGCAGAUGCUCACCCAGGUGAUUGAGCUGCAUAUGCGGCCCUCUGGCAAUGCCACGCCCUCGACACCGGAGCUGCCCAUCAAGUUUACCCAUUUGCACAUUGGCUGUGAUGAGGUGCAGCGCAUGGGCGAGUGCCCGCUCUGUCGCCAGCGACUGCGAAGCGAACUCUUCCUUUCGCAUGUGAUUAGCUUGGCGCAUUUUGUGCGGCGUCGCUGGCCGCAACUGAGCGUGGUCAUCUGGGAUGACCAGCUGCGUGACAUGACGCUGAGCGAGCUGCAGAACUCGCAGAUCGGCAGCUAUGUGGAGCCCAUGGUGUGGGUGUAUGCCAGCGAUAUAUAUCAUUUCAUACAGCCACAGCUGUGGGACACCUAUUCGAAGGUAUUUCCCAGCGCUUGGGCUGCGUCCGCUUACAAGGGUGCGUUUGGGGAGAGUCUGCUGGUGCCCCCGCUGCAACAGCACCUGGAGAACAAUAUACGCUGGCUGGCGGUCAUAGCUAAGGAGGGUGGGCGCUUUGCCAAGGGCUUGAGGGGGCUGGCGCUGACUGGCUGGCAGCGCUAUGAUCAUUUUGCCGUGCUCUGUGAGCUGCUGCCCGUCGGCAUGCCCAGCCUAAUGACAUCUUUGUCCACAGUGUCCAAGGGUUACUUCAGCACCAAUCCACGUGACAACGAGCUGUUGCGUGUGCUGCGCUGCGUCUUCCAGCCGGAUAGCCGGCGCUCUGGACAUCCCUGGCUGGAAUUGCAUUCCAAUGCGCAUUACAGUCAACUAUUCGCUGUGUGCAGCUAUCCGGGCCACCUGGUCUUCAAGUAUGCGCUGCGCUUGUACGACAAACUGGCCGAGGUGCGCAACUAUCUGCAACAGACACGGGAGCACAGUGCCUGGCUCUCCGACUACAAUGUCAGACACAACUUUAGCUCGCCCCUGCGAGUGCAGGAGCUGACGGCGCGCACACCCCAACUAAUUGAGGAGCUGCGCGCUAUGGCACGCGAGUCCCAACAGCUCUUGUGGGAAGUGUACGAUGAGCAUACGGUAGCAGAAUUUGUGGAGCAGCACAUUUAUCCCAGCAUCAAUGCGCUGCAACAACAGCUGGCUAAUGGACAAACGCUGUUGCAGAGACGCACCUGGCCGCAACGGCCGCUGCCGCUUACCAUGGAGCUGCAGCAGGAUAUGGGGCUUCUUACCACGUUGGAUCAACAGCAGCAGCAGCAGCAACAUUAAGCACAACACUGAAUGAAUUAUAACUGAUUGUUAACAGUUGGGAGCACACAUACAUAUUUUGUAGUCAAGGCGUUCCAAACGCCCUAAGCCAAUGAUUAAUAACAAAUGUUAUCACCGCUGCGGCAUUUCUCGAUAGCAACUCGUAGUUAACAUCAAAUGUUCAUUCUGCCAAUAUGUCACUUUAUAAGCUCAAUUAAUCAUACAUACACCAUAUUAACUUUACUACCAUA